AACACAACCAAUAACGAACCCAUCAAGGCAUCAUAAGCACAUUUCCUCCAACUCCAGUAGUAAAGGAACACAACACUCUAAUAUCAUGGCUUUUCCUUCUUCUUCUCCAUUCUCUCUAUUCUUCUUACUCCUCUCUUUUUUUGUUUUCGCUUCAUCGGACGACGCUCCACAAACCUACAUCAUCCACGUGGCGCAAUCCCAGAAGCCCAGCCUCUUCACCUCACACACAACCUGGUACUCCUCCAUCCUCCGCUCCCUCCCUCCCUCUCCCCACCCCGCCACCCUCCUCUACACCUACUCCUCCGCCGCCUCAGGCUUCUCCGUCCGCCUCACCCCAUCCCAAGCCUCCCACCUCCGCCGCCACCCCUCCGUCCUCGCCCUCCACUCCGACCAAAUCCGCCACCCCCACACCACCCACACCCCGCGCUUCCUCGGCCUCGCCGACUCCUUCGGCCUCUGGCCCAACUCCGACUACGCCGACGACGUCAUCGUAGGGGUCCUCGACACCGGAAUAUGGCCGGAGCUCAAGAGCUUCUCCGACCACAAUCUCUCCCCAAUCCCCUCCUCAUGGAAAGGCUCCUGCCAGCCCUCACCAGACUUCCCUUCCUCCCUGUGCAACAACAAAAUCAUCGGCGCCAAAGCCUUCUACAAAGGCUACGAAUCCUAUCUCGAAAGACCAAUCGACGAGUCUCAGGAAUCGAAGUCACCACGCGACACCGAAGGCCACGGCACGCACACCGCCUCCACCGCCGCGGGCGCCGUCGUCUCCAACGCAAGCCUCUUCCACUAUGCACGGGGCGAAGCGAGAGGAAUGGCUACGAAGGCAAGAAUCGCAGCCUACAAGAUCUGCUGGAAGCUCGGUUGCUUCGACUCCGACAUCCUCGCCGCCAUGGACGAGGCCGUCUCUGACGGCGUCCACGUCAUCUCACUCUCCGUCGGCUCUUCCGGCUACGCGCCUCAGUACUACCGCGACUCGAUCGCCGUGGGAGCGUUCGGCGCUGCCAAACACAACGUUCUCGUCUCGUGCUCCGCCGGAAACUCUGGACCUGGUCCUUCCACUGCUGUUAACAUAGCACCGUGGAUUUUAACCGUCGGAGCUUCCACCGUCGACAGAGAGUUUCCGGCAGACGUAAUUCUCGGAGACGGAAGAGUCUUCGGUGGCGUGUCUUUGUAUUACGGUGAAAGCUUACCUGAUUUUAAGCUUCCAUUAGUUUAUGCUAAAGAUUGUGGAAGCAGGUACUGUUACAUAGGGUCUCUAGAAUCUUCCAAAGUGCAAGGAAAAAUUGUUGUUUGUGAUAGAGGAGGGAAUGCCAGAGUUGAAAAAGGUAGUGCAGUAAAACUUACUGGUGGGUUGGGAAUGAUUAUGGCCAACACUGAAGCCAACGGUGAAGAGCUUCUUGCAGAUGCGCAUCUUUUAGCAGCUACUAUGGUGGGUCAAACCGCAGGAGAUAAGAUUAAGGAGUAUAUAAAGCUGAGUCAGUACCCAACAGCAACGAUUGAGUUUAGAGGAACUGUGAUUGGUGGUUCUCCUUCUGCUCCUCAAGUUGCUUCCUUUUCUAGCCGUGGACCGAACCAUCUUACGUCGCAGAUUCUGAAACCUGAUGUUAUUGCUCCUGGUGUUAACAUUUUAGCAGGGUGGACUGGGCGUGUGGGUCCCACGGAUUUGGACAUUGAUCCUAGGAGGGUCGAGUUUAACAUAAUUUCGGGGACUUCUAUGUCGUGCCCUCAUGCGAGUGGCAUUGCUGCAUUGCUUAGGAAGGCUUAUCCAGAGUGGUCACCUGCGGCGAUUAAGUCUGCAUUGAUGACCACUGCUUAUAAUGUGGAUAAUUCUGGUGGGAACAUUAAGGAUCUUGGAAGUGGGAAGGAGUCAAAUCCGUUUAUUCAUGGUGCUGGACAUGUUGAUCCUAAUAGGGCACUUAACCCUGGUUUGGUUUAUGAUUUGGACUCUAAUGACUAUUUGGCGUUCUUGUGUUCUGUUGGGUAUGAUGCUAAUCAGAUUGCGGUUUUCACUAGAGAGCCUGCUGUUGAAAGUGUUUGUGAAGGGAAAGUGGGGAGGACUGGGAAGUUGGCUAGUCCCGGUGACUUGAAUUACCCUUCAUUCGCGGUGAAGUUGGGUGGGGAAGGUGAUUUGGUUAAGUAUAGACGGGUUGUUACGAAUGUGGGAAGCGAGGUUGAUGUUGUUUACACUGUUAAGGUGAAUGCUCCACCUGGUGUUGGUGUUGGUGUUUCUCCCAGCACGCUUGUGUUCAGUGGCGAAAACAAGACGCAGGCGUUUGAGGUCACAUUUAGUAGAGCUAAGUUGGAUGGUUCUGAGAGUUUUGGAUCCAUUGAAUGGACUGAUGGAAGUCAUGUUGUGAGGAGUCCAAUUGCUGUUACAUUGAGUGCUGCAUAUUCAUCAUCCAUUUGAAUGAAUUGCUGUGGAGACACGUCUUUCUCAGGCUAUGGAUCAUUGGAUUUAGUCUCUUUGUAAUUUUUAUCAUGUUUGCUUAUUGUACAAACGACAGAAUAACGACUUCGAAGUAGUUGAUGAAGGGCUUCUGAUAAUUUGGGGAAAUCAGAUGUGAUUUUUAAGAUAGUUGGAUCAGAUUAUUGUGGUUUCAUUACACGUCUCAUUUGAUUGAUAUAAAGGUUAUGUCAUGCUAAGCGAGAUGUAUAUGGCAGCACUGCAGCUAGAUGGAUUUGCCGAAAUAUACUAGGGACAUUUGAAUCUUGCAAGCCUUUUCUGGCUUAUCUCUAACUGAUGUCAAUUGGGGUCGGAUGGAGCGGUGAACCCUCAUCAUCAAUUUGAAUUGCACUCGGGUGUUGCUGUGGAAACACAUCAUUCAUUCACAGGUGAUGGAUUUAGUCAAGUCUCUUUAUAAUUUUCUGUAAUCGUAUUGCCUUAUUGUAAAAACUAUAAAAUACGUUUUAGGUGUGCUCUUUCUUGCAAGUGUACUCAGGAACAACUUUGAAGCAGUUGACGAAGGGGUUCUAAUAAAUUAUUGAACUAAAUGAUCGGAAA
This is a messenger RNA of Glycine soja, 3001 nucleotides long. RefSeq names its product subtilisin-like protease SBT1.4. The coding region runs from base 86 to 2407 and encodes 773 amino acids. Gene Ontology annotation, biological process: proteolysis. Gene Ontology annotation, molecular function: serine-type endopeptidase activity. The transcript has 3 exons. The record is from RefSeq and is a predicted model, not a curated record. Lineage: Eukaryota; Viridiplantae; Streptophyta; Magnoliopsida; Fabales; Fabaceae.